Molecule: messenger RNA, 887 nt
Organism: Chelonia mydas (Green sea turtle)
Lineage: Eukaryota; Metazoa; Chordata; Testudines; Cheloniidae
Product: protein maestro-like
Exons: 3
Coding region: 1-603 (200 amino acids)
Cellular component (GO): cytoplasm
Source: RefSeq, a predicted model, not a curated record
AUGGUAGAUAGUCAGUUGAACAUAAUCUCCCAGUAUGAAGUUGUGGCCAAAAGGGCUGAGAUGAUCCUUGGAGGCAUAAACAGAAGGAUCUUGAAUAAGAUGAAAAAGCACAAGAAGUUUCUUCUGGACAUACUGAUCAGGGCCUUAAAUGACACUUUCAGUUCUGAAGUCAUUGGUGAGAGCAUGAAGGCACUGGCCAAAGUCCUGAAGGAGCUGACGGAGAAGGACAUAGCUUCUUCCUUCAGAGACCUCACCCCAGAGGAUGAUGCUCUUCGUUCAUUGGCCUUUGUCCUGUUUGGCAUCCUGGCCCACUUGACAAAGAGAAAAUGGAAGGCCUAUUUCACUGAUCAGGUUAGACAGAGCUGGGUCACACUUCUGCUGCACCUGCAAGACCCAAACCCCGAGGUUUCAAUGGUAAAACCGACAGUGACUUAUUUACUAAGGAAAAGGAAUCUUCCUCCCAAUGCCAGGGGAGCUCUGCUAUUCCUGCCUGCUGUGGAGGCCCAAAUUCUCCCCUCAGUUCAUUACCUGCCCACUGAGUUAAUUCCAGCCAGACUGGUCUAUGGCUGCCUCACCAGAGUCCAGGAUAGGUCAUGGGUCUGACCCCGACAGGUCUCUGUUCCUGUCUCUCUGCACCCUGCCUCUCUAGAACAGAGGAGAGACCACAGCUCUGCCUGGUGAAGCAGCUUUCAUAGAUAUAUCUGUUCCAAAAAGACAUUGAUGCUACCUCCAGGUUUCAGUGGAAGCUCUCCCCCCAUUAGUCAUUCCUGCAUGUUUUCUGCCAAUUACAUCCAGGUGAAUCCCUUUUUAUCCUGAACUAGAUGAGCAGUCAAGGAGAUUAGUUCCAUUUGAAUGAACAUAGCACUUGGUAGGGAACAAUUAAAUGG